GAUGUUCACUUUAUUCUACGAAUAUGCAUUGCUACAUUGCCAUUGCAUUUUGCCUGUUCGCUCUUUUGGAUUUGACAAACGGGGUGAACGAAAAGGAAAGGUCUACUUAUUGUGUACGCGGCACGUGCUGGGAUCAAAGAUAUAAUAUGUGGUCCUCGGGAAAAUAAAUGCGGUGAACGCUAGUAUUCAGAA
This is a messenger RNA of Drosophila santomea, 192 nucleotides long. RefSeq lists its product as uncharacterized. The transcript has a single exon. The coding region runs from base 24 to 167 and encodes 47 amino acids. The record is from RefSeq and is a predicted model, not a curated record. Lineage: Eukaryota; Metazoa; Arthropoda; Insecta; Diptera; Drosophilidae.